GAUAUCCGUCCCUCCAGUUCCAGGACAAGGAGAGGAGAUGUCUACUGAUUCUGUCAAGCAGAAGGCAGAUCAGUUAGAUCUAGUUCCUGUUCUUACUAUGUGUGGGGUGGUCACUCCAACCUCUAGCUGUCCACCUGAUGAGAAGGUUAGAAGAUAUGAACUGGCCAACCACAAAGUAUCAGUGAACAUAUUCUAUAAUGGAAAGCAUGUGUCUACCUCCGAGCCAUCCAUGUUCGACAACAGUGACUUCAGAGUUCAAAUUCAACAGAUGUUCAACAUGCAGAUUGUACACAGCCCAGAGAACAUUAUGCUUGAGAUUUGUGAGACAGUGAAACAAAAGAGCACUGUUGUGGCCAAAAUGUAUGUGCCCAUACCAGACAGGAACAUGCUCUCUAGCAACGCUACAAUGGAGAGGUCAGAGUUCAGCAGUGACAGAGCCAUCAAGGCCUACUACGCUGGUGUUGGGAGCAAUGUCCCAUUCAAACUAGAGAAGGAGGAUGCCGAGGAGUGCCUCAUGACCUCUGGGAGGCUGCUGUAUGUUGUCUCCUGGGCUGUGGAUGAGAGUGGCUUUCCCAUGGCGCCCACUGCCCCACCACACAGACCCAGCUCAACCAGACCAAUGGCCGGCGGUCCCAAUGCAAGUAGGCUUGAAUGGAUCAGGGACCUUCAGUUUGACCCCAACCACCCUUCUAACGCAGAACUCACAGAACUCCUUAGGGAGGCCUGUGAGCAGAGAGACCGAGCCACGGGUCACUUCCGCCUGCAUGCCCUGGAGGAGGAGUUUGACUUCACCACUGAGGAACAGCUGGAGAAGUCCAGUCGCUUUGGUCUCCUGCAGCUGCGGAGCUCUCAUGCUGUGGACGUCAGCCCCUCCAAACCCAUCCCUCUCCACGACAGAGACAUUACUGAAGCAAUGUUCGCUGAUUAUGGUGCAUUCCCAAAUCUGUCCCUUAUGGAUGAAGACCCUAUCACAAUGCAGAGAGCACGCUCUAUCCACUACAUCCAAAAGGCGCUGAAUUUGGCAAGAGAAAAACUGUUGAACAUCAAGAGGAAGUACAAGUUCUCUGAUAUAGUCACUGAGUACCACGAGGCAGAUACAGUGAUGGAGUUCAACUGGGACGUGUUCAGACUUAAGCGACCUCUCCAGCCUCAGCGCGUGAAGAGGAAGAUCAUUCCUACCUGCUCCCUCUCAGACGGGGACCUGAGGAUCCAUGUUGCCAUCAACAAUGCCCAGGGCCUGCCUGUUCGCCAGGAGGCUUUCCUCAAGGAGAUCCAGACAAGAGGCUCCUGCUGUGGUCUGUCGAGCAGCAGCAGACACAACAUGAAAAGCAGCUCAGAAAAGGCUGUCCUACAGCCUCAGGUUCAGCCCUUCGUGGAGGUUAGGUUUCAGGAGACAACAUAUGAGAGCAGCGUAGAGCAGGGACCCAACCCAUGUUGGAGGGAAGAGUUCACCCUGGAGUUUAAAUCCUUAGGGGGUGAUUAUAGCCAUGCGGGCCUUUCCAAAGUACAAGACGACAUUGUCAUCAAUGUGUUUGAUGAGAUGUCCUUUCAAGUCAUUGAGAGCAGUUCUCUGAGAGGCUGUGGAAGCCAGGUGUUCUCUGGCAGACAGUGGCUGGGCUCGGUCACCUUACCCUUCAGAUCUCUGCUGCAGCAAUCCAAGGUGUAUGAGAAACUGACCAUCUGUACCCCACCGACCCUACUGGGCUACAUGUGGACAGGGGAAGACAUGGUCAAUGACCAAGGCGUAGAGAUACCCGCGAGAAGAGAUACCAGUUUCAUGAAUGUCUUCAUCACUUUGGAUCCAGCCAUCUCUCUGAGUGAUGACCAGACAGCAAAGUAUGGUGACCAGAAGCCCCUUUGGCUGUUUUCCACAGACGAGGAUGAGGACUUGCUGAACUUGACCUAUGAGUAUGAGAAGCAGUGUAAGGUGGCGGCAGGCCGGGUGAAGAAGCGAGUCAUAACCACAGUGAUAAAUAGUGAGGGGAGGCUUGUCCUGGCACACCGGUUCUUCAAGCCACUUCCUCCUCCACAGGAAGUUGUACUGGACACUCCCGACAAUAGCAUGUCUGUUCUCGAGAGGGUGGCAGCUUUUGUGUCCCUGAUUCCCACCUUGUCCUUCCCAUCGGACGUUGGUGACAGUGGGGACAUGUGGCUCACCUCAGAGCAAUGCUUGGAGCUGGCUAUGGGAAACCAUAUCAGUUUGGCAGUUCUGCUGUGCAACUUCUUUCAUGACCUGACGGUAAAUGGGUGGCUUCUCCUGGGAACAUCUGUCGUAGAGGGAGAGACCGCCUAUGUCCUUACUCAAGAGAACACUUGGUUUGUGUUGUGGAACCCCAGAGAUGGGAAGCACUACCAGUCAUACGACUCCUUCUGUCCUCUAAAGACUGUCGACUGUCUGGUCAAUGGUGAAAAUGUGUGGUUCCAUCUCCAACCAACAAGAAAGAUGCCCAUCACUUUUGACGUAUCAAAUAACGCCACAUGGAAACCCUUACUCCCCAAAGGAUUCAACUCGGACUCAUCCUCAACGCCAACAGAAAUUAAAUACCGUCCCCCUCAAAUAGAGCUGGCCAAUCACCUUCAAAGAAGGCUGGAGAUGAAACUGAAAAGUUGUGUGAUGGACUGGAGAAGCCCCCACCCGACACGCUGGAGCCCCCGCUGUGCAGCCAUGCUCUCGGAGGUCAUGCAGAAGCUUGAGAGGAACCCAGCCUCUGACACAAUAGCGCUAGAGAUAGACAGGCUGCUGGACGCCAUGAAGGAUUACAAGGUGACUGGUUUCCCCAUUCAUAUGGCCUACCAAGACAUGAGCACAGUGAUCGAGGCGGUCUACAACACAAGAAUCCACAGCACUGAGAUCCCUGGGACAGAGUUUGCUCUCUCCACCUACAUCCACCCAUACCCCAACCACAUCCUGUCGGUGUGGAUAUUCCUGGCAACGCUGGUCAAACACCAGCAUGGCGUGUUCUAUGUUCCUUCAGUACACAAGCACUGAGACAUCCUGGUUGUGUUCAUUAGGCACCAAAUGGAAGGAAACUGACAAAACGGGGGAGGGACUACCUAAAACCCUUUUUAUGUUAUACUUUUUUUUGCAUGCCCGUAUGAAAAAAAUCUCUGCCUUUCAGGGUCAGCUUUUCCUAGUCGUUUUUUUACUGUGGGGAAAGGAAUGCAGAGCGAUUCAGGCCAAGUGAUUGAAUCCACAAACCUGUACAUAACAAAUUAAUGGAAAUACUGCACAAUAAAAUUGUCCAUAAAUAUGGCAGCAACAUGAA
Molecule: messenger RNA, 3266 nt
Organism: Oncorhynchus keta (chum salmon)
Lineage: Eukaryota; Metazoa; Chordata; Actinopteri; Salmoniformes; Salmonidae
Product: protein CC2D2B-like
Exons: 23
Coding region: 38-2989 (983 amino acids)
Biological process (GO): protein localization to ciliary transition zone; non-motile cilium assembly
Cellular component (GO): ciliary transition zone
Source: RefSeq, a predicted model, not a curated record